AUUUCUUGAAAUGUCAGUAAUUCAGGAAAUAAAAUGACCGAGUAACGUGUAUGAUGCGAGUAUGAAUCAAAGCCCCUAGCCUAACACACGAAUUAGCGGCAACUGGGCCCGAAAAUCAAAAAAAUUGAGACAGUUUACCAGCGUCAACGACACAUUCAGCCGCGGUACGAAACGGAUUUUUAUUCCAGCUUCAGUUAUAAACGAGUCAUGUAGGUGCGUGGGUCAGGGUCAGGACUCCUGCAGGAUUCGCAGACGUAUGUAUAUCGGGGUACGUACAACGCGUUCCGCGUUCUCUGAAGAAUGAGUUCCAGGGGUUGGUACAGUCGGUAGAAAAAAUUCGGCACCGGCAGCCGUGCAGCUCGAGGAAGAUCGGUGGAGCGUGUAUUUCCUAUAUAAUCGGUGUACGGAUAUCCGCGGGUAUCUCGUGGAGGUCAAGCAUCGAGUUCAUACGGCCAAGGGUAAAUUUUCCUUCCGCAUCCCCUGGGACGCGUACGGUUAGCUGAUUCCGAACGGGUUUUCUCCGGCGCGUCCCGUUCCGCGCAUAUAUUCGAUAAUUUUGCCAAGGGUUGUACGACCAGCGAGGGGAGUAAGGAGCGAGAGCCGCGAUUCGGGACGGCCCUGCGGGCCCGGUGGCCAUGGCGAUGGUCCGAAGGCCUCGCCCCCCCGGUGGGCGGGACGUCGGGCGAUUGGCGGAUCGAAUUUUGAGGGGAAAGUCCCCUUUACGGCGGUCGCCUAUCGUACGGGGCGGAGAGGGCGCUCCGGGGAGCCCUCGAGCCAAUGCUGGGCUCAGUUUUGUCGGAUUGGCGGGGUGUAAAAAUGGUGGGGAGGACGCGCGGCGGCUCUCCCGUACCCCGAAAAGGACCUCUCGCGGGUUCGGGUCUCGCGGAAGGGGACAACUCGACUCUUGCUACCAGGCACUUCUCGGUAGUGGGUACUCAUCGCAUCAUCUACUGGUUCGCGAAGCAGCUGGGCUGGGCCGAGCGAACGACCUGCGACGGUCGAGUGGUUCUAAGCGGUUGUGAGGAGUCGUGAGGACUCUCCACUGAGCCCAACAGUCCUCCAUUCAUCUAUCCAUCCAUCCGACCAUAGGACCAUCCAUCCAUCCAUAGCACUGCUCCGGCAAACGUAUAUCCAAGGCUGAGAGUAUAAAGUUGAGUCUACAUCUACCACAUCGCGGCCAACCGAGUCCAAAGGACCAAAAGACUCCACGCAGGAGUUUUCAGUCGGCCGCCGGCCGGCCGCCGGCCACUCCUAAAAUCGUCUUUGCCAUCGAUCAUCGCAUUCGGAUCCGGUACCGUCGAUCUUACGUCGGAGACAAGAAUAUUCGCAAAGAAACGUAGAAACAUCUCGUUCGCCGAGACGAUAACCGCGACAUGACACCUCACACUCGACGUCCGCGUCCGCGUACAGGGAAGAACAAAGACGUGACCGAUUACAGUAUACAUUUCAACAUUUCAACAAACGGUCAACUUUAACCGGCAACGAUUCAUAACUCGGACGAUACACGAUCGGUUUUACUAAAAGUCGCUCUCACCUGGAAUUACCUGACACUUGUUCUCCGACAACGCACAUUGAACACCGGGUUGAUACACGACGACUUGUGAGUGCGGUUUUCAUGCAUAUCCAGUGCACCGUGAAUUAAUCGUCGAUUUACAAAGUGUUAACGAUUUAAAAAACAGUGAUGAUCCAAGUGUCGAAUAGGAUUUAAGUUACGCCUGAAAAGGAUAAAGUGACAGCGACGAAAUGUCGAACGUUUUUAUCCCACACCUUCCGGUGGUAAGGUGAAAUUUGGAUGUUGUACGAGUACAAGUUAACAAAUAAGUGGCAUCGAUCAUGCCGCGGAACUAUAAUAUUAUUAAGGGUAUUUAACCCCGGUGUGUAAAUCAAAGUGCGAGUAUAUGAUAUAUCGAUACCGGUACACAUUGUCAACACAAAUAUUUCGUUGUAAAGUUAUCGAAACGGCUUCGAAAGCCGAGUGCCUGAAAGUAACGUAAAAGAAGAGUAUAGAAAACUAAAAUAGAAUAAAAAUAAAAAACUGUUGGUCAGUAUAAACACGGUCGAUUUAUCGGAAAUGAGUGGUGGCAGUGGAGGAGGAGGUGGCGGUGGCCAAGGGAACAAUAACGCUGGAUCGUAUCACCAACAUCAUCAGCAGCAACAAUCGCAGCUGGAGCAAGCCGGCCUUUUGCCGGAUUUAAACGGGGUUGACCUGGCUAUGAGUUUGUCCCCAAAACAGCAUCAAUCUCACGUACAAGCAGGCGGCGGAGCUCACACGACCCCAUUCAGCGUAACCGAUAUCCUCAGUCCGAUAGAGGAAUCUUAUAGAAAAUUGGAAUUAGCCGCGGCAGCGGCGGCAGUCGGCGUAGGAGUGGUGACCCACCCCCAGGGUUCGCCUUACGCGAACGCUUGCGGCGGAAGAGUCGGCGGUAACGCGGGAAGUUCGAGCGCGAGCAGCGGAAGUCCUCCUCUCCACGGAGGAUCGACACCCGGGGGAUCCACUCCCGGUCCACCUUUGGGAGGUGCUGGCGGCAACGGAGGCAUGGGAGCUAUGGGCAAUCCCUAUGCAACGAUGCAACUCACUUCACAGUACCAAUAUUGCGCCGCCGAAUUAUCGCCCUAUCACCAUGCCGGCGCCGGUGUCGGCGGCGGGGCCACCGCUUCCGACCCCAUGAGAUCUUCGCACCAUCAUCCCUGGUACGCACCCGCACCCCCGGCCACCAACGACCCACGUUUCGCCAUUUCGCGUUUGAUGGGGGCAGCGGCGGCGGGCGCGGGAUCAAACAUGGCGGGUUGUUCGGUGGGUCAGUCGAUGGGGGACAUGAGCAAGUCUUCGGGAAUGGGCGUGGGCGUCGGCGUCGGUAUGGGCGUCGGCGCGAUGCAAUUUCCUUUGGCCCAGAGACGAAAACGUCGCGUACUUUUCACGCAGGCCCAAGUCUACGAACUCGAAAGAAGAUUCAAGCAACAAAAAUACCUCAGCGCACCGGAAAGGGAACAUCUCGCAUCGCUCAUCCACCUGACGCCGACUCAGGUGAAAAUCUGGUUCCAGAAUCACCGGUACAAGUGCAAACGACAGGCCAAAGAAAAGGCGAUGGCGGAACAAAAUGCUCAGAAUCAGAGCGCGAGUUCGCCUCGACGAGUGGCGGUCCCCGUCCUGGUGAAGGACGGGAAGCCCUGCGGCAGCGGCGGAGGGAACGAGGGUAGCCGCGGCGGGCCCAGCGCCGCCCUGGCGAGUCCGGCGCCCCACAUGACCGCGGCGUCGAGUCCCCACGGGUCCCACCACGCGGCGGUGGUCUCCCACCACUCGGUCGUCGGCGUCGGUCACGUGAUGUCCUCCAGCCAGAGCCUCCAGCACUGCUCCUACACGAGGACGAGCGCCCAACAGAGUAUGCAGCAGCAGCAGCAGCCCCAGUGCGGCGCUUACCUACCUCUGCAGGGUAGAGCUUGGUAGUGCGCACCAUCCGCGGCGGGGGCUGCCGCCUCCUACGGAAAUCCCCAGGUCGCUGGCCCCUGGGCCCUCGCCGCGGAUCCAGCUGCUUGGUACGCCAUUCCUGACGACAGCCCUUAAGGUUCAUUAUUCCAGGGUUUUAUUCAACGUUAUUUUUAGACCUUAUUCCCUCUGCGUCCGAACUGCCUCGGCGUUAUACCCGUACGAGUCUUGGCGAUUUGACGGGGUUCGCCGUUCGACCCCGUCCAACGCUCAAAGUUUGAGGAUUUUCAGGAAAAUUAAUUCGAUGGAAAAAUUCAAAACUCGAUUAUUGGUCAUGUUACUGUUCCGCAAAAUUGAAAAUUUUUCCCUCUCGGUGUGAGGGGAGUGAUUUAUUUUUCGGCGAAAUUUCUGUGCUAAUUUUACGCACGUUCGACGUAGAAUGAAAUAAUGAUGAUAAUAAUGUCGUAACAUACCUUGGGGCUAUCAAACGCAAAGUCGUGUACACGUCGUGAGGACCUUGAUAAAGGAAUAAAAAAAAAAAAAGGCACGUCUUAGGUAAUAAUUCGACGUUAAAAGUACGUACCUACGCAGUGGCUGGUGGAGAUAAAAAAAACAAACAAACAAAUAAAUAAAUAAACGAAAAAAAGGAAGGAAGAGAUAAACGCCUAUAGUGAACACGUAGUGAAUAUAUGAAUAAAUCGUUCGAACGAUCGUCGGAAACUUAAUAAUUAUAUUUACAAAAGGAGCUCCAGGAGCCACGUAACGUGAUAAUCGUGUCGUUAGUUUUCUAAUAAUAAUUUGAGAUAUUAAGAUUACGUCAGAAAUAACAUCAUCGUAUUUUUCGAAAGAAUUUCUUCGCAGUGAAAGAUAAACUUGCAUAAUUUUAAAAAUGAGAUUUUAUUUAUUUUCUUGGUUUUUCAAGUAAGCGGAAUUCGAAAACGACGUUGUCGCGAAAAAAUUAAUGUCAAAGAUUCUCGAGUUAUUAUUACAAAGAAAUUGUGCACGACGAAUGAACGUUUAGUAUAUUGAAAUUAAAUCGACCCUGUAUCAACUCGUGUUUCCAGGUUAGACGAUUUAAGUUAUAAAUAAUUAAGGUAAAAUUGAAAUAAAAUGAAAAGAAAAUAAUUGCGGUCUUCAAGAUCACCCUGUACAUAUGAACGAAACGAUUUUAGCUAUAAAUAAAAAUAACGAGAAGAAUAGCCGUUAUAUAUCAUAGGACACUGUCUACGUGAUUUUUAGAGACGAAAUCUCAAUAAGCAGAUAUUAUUAAUAAUGAUAUUCUUUAAUUAAUUAUAAUUACAUCGGAAAUUCAUCAAUAUUUCAAUCCGGGCAUCACUAUAUAAGUAUGUAAGUUAUAAUUAGUUCAUAAAUAUUUCGAACGUAUAUACAUAUAUAAAUAUAUAUAUAUAUGUAUGUAUAUGAUCCGAUAACUGUUACAUAAUACAACCGAAAACAAAAAUUUAUCUGUGUCGAAUCUCAGCGCUAUAUGAAUGGGGUUAAUUAAUUAUGAUUAUCAUCAUUGGUGUUGUUAUACAUUACGGUAUAUACUUUCUGACAUUCUCAACCAAAAUUUAUCGAAUCAUUGACUGUAGAGGAAUUUUAGCUAAUUUUUCGCUGAGAAAUUACUUAAGACAUGCACAAUUAGUAUUUCCAAUGAAAUCAUUUAUAUUUAAUCAAAAAAAAAGAAUAUAUAUAUAUAUAUAUAUAUCUCAGGCCACGACAUAAUUAUAUUCUUAAUAAUAAUAAUGUCAAUACAAUUAUAUAAUAAACUGCAGCAGAUAAAUAAAAGAAAAAUAUAUGAAAUAAUUCGAAGCAAAAAAACAAGAAAUUACAACUAAAAAAUGAUCAAACAAAACAAAAACUCGUUUCUAUGUCAAUUAUCUUUGUAUUGGUGCACAGAUAUAUUUAUAAUUACACAUAUAUAUACAUAUACAUAUUAUAUAUGUAUAUAUUAGGAUGGCCCAAAAAAAAACGUCUAUUUUUUACUCGCGUCUCCUUUAAAAAUAUAUUAGUUUUCAGGUUCUAAAAGCCUCCUCAAAAGAUCAGCUCGGAUUUUGAUUUCUUCAAGUCACCCCAAAUUUUUUUGAACGUUCACAGUAAAACACGCAACGUUUUAGAGCGACCUUUAAAUCUAAAUAUUAACGAACUUUCAAUUUCUUUCCUCGGAGUUCACAUACUAAAGAUUAGAAAUAAGGUACGAGAUACUCAUAGAAACUUGGAGAAGAUUGGAAAAAAAAAAGGAAAAUAGAUUUUUGACGAUUUUGGAAAUAUUUGAAAAUCUUGAGCGGCCCCUAAAAAUUAUUUUUUUCGACUGAUCUUUGGAGGGGGCUUUUGAAACAUGUAAAGCUGACAUAUUUUCUUGGCAGACGCAAAAAAAAAUUGUCCUUUUUUUUUGGGCCACCUCAAUAUGUAUAGAACUGUGCAUAGCAUUUAGAAUGAGAUUUUUUUUUUUAUUUUUUGUUUAUUAUAGAUACUAAAUGGUGUACAUAACGUUCUCUAUUAUCGUAAUCAUACUGAUUUCCGUUUAUUCAAAAGGUAAAAAAUGAAUGAACAGAAGUAAUUCUUUCAGAAAUUCUAUACAAGAAAAUUCAUUUUCUUGCGUCAUAAAAAGUGCCAUAUCAUUAUCGAAGCAUCGUUAUAAAUGUUCCAAAAUUUGAUUCUUCGGUCAUUUAAUUAUACAUAGCAAUAAUUUGUCAAUUAAUUUUUUUUACGUUUUUUUUUUUCAUUCUUUCACCAUAAUAUACUCAUAUACAUGUAUGUAUGUAUAACACAUCUCCAAGGGGUACGGUAUACCUAUAUUAUAUAAUUAAUUGAUCAAUUAAUUAAGUUGCACGAAAUAUGUAUAUAAUAAAUGAUAUUAUUAUUAGUAUUUUUAUUUUUUUAUCAUUAUGAUUGGCAUGAUUAUUAUGUAAAUUUUUUUUUUUUUCAAAUAGUCAAAUGCAUCGCUCUAUCCUUGUAUUAUGAUGUAUAUCAACGAAUUUAUAAGAACAAAUUGAUGAAACGAUGUUAUAUAUUAUAUAUAAAUAUAUGAAUAUAUAUAUUAUACAUAACGUUAGAGAAUGAAUAUUAAACAAUAAUAACAAUAACGACGAAAGAAAGAGAAAGAAAGAAAAAAGGAAAAAUUAAAUUGAAUUAAAUUGAAUUGAAGGGCAAACGUAAAGAACAACGGCAACAAAAAAGGAAAAAAAAAAGUGAAAUUCUAGAAUUAGUAUUAUAUGAAUAAAGUAGCGUGUGACGGUGAAAAACUAGAGAUAUUAUUAUAAAGUUUUGUAAAUAAUAAAGAGAUAUUAAUAAAAUAAUGUACCUAA
This is a messenger RNA of Athalia rosae (coleseed sawfly), 6732 nucleotides long. RefSeq names its product homeobox protein Nkx-2.4-like. Gene Ontology annotation, molecular function: RNA polymerase II cis-regulatory region sequence-specific DNA binding; DNA-binding transcription factor activity, RNA polymerase II-specific. The transcript has 4 exons. Gene Ontology annotation, biological process: regulation of transcription by RNA polymerase II; cell differentiation. Gene Ontology annotation, cellular component: nucleus. The record is from RefSeq and is a predicted model, not a curated record. Bases 2072 to 3445 code for a protein of 457 amino acids. Lineage: Eukaryota; Metazoa; Arthropoda; Insecta; Hymenoptera; Athaliidae.